AUGGCGACGGCCGCGAUUCCGACCGGCGGCGCCACCGACGUCGCCGGCACCGGAGCUCUGGGCCGGCGCGGCCAUCGUGGCGGUCGCCGGCCUAGUGAGGGAAGUGGUGUUGUGGAGGAGGAGGAUGAGGACGAGGAAGACGACGACGACAAGCUGAGCUAA
Molecule: messenger RNA, 162 nt
Organism: Aspergillus homomorphus CBS 101889
Lineage: Eukaryota; Fungi; Ascomycota; Eurotiomycetes; Eurotiales; Aspergillaceae
Exons: 2
Coding region: 1-162 (53 amino acids)
Source: RefSeq, a predicted model, not a curated record